Messenger RNA from Brassica oleracea var. oleracea, 1326 nucleotides. RefSeq lists its product as uncharacterized. NCBI's taxonomy places the organism in Eukaryota, Viridiplantae, Streptophyta, Magnoliopsida, Brassicales, Brassicaceae. Gene Ontology annotation, molecular function: nucleic acid binding; RNA-DNA hybrid ribonuclease activity. The coding region runs from base 1 to 1326 and encodes 441 amino acids. The transcript has 2 exons. The record is from RefSeq and is a predicted model, not a curated record.
AUGAAAGUGCAGAAAGAAAACAACCCAUCCUAUGGAUGGCGAAGCUUAUUAGCCUCAAAAGAAGUUCUUCAUAAGGGUCUCCGGAAGAAGAUAGGGAAUGGACAUACAACGAAAGUAUGGGAGGAGCCCUGGCUCCCAACGCAACCAUCGAGAGCACCACUUUGUAUUGACAAUGUCCGAGAUGAAGACUUCCGCGUUCAUCAUCUCAUUGAUGCUCAGAAUCAGUCUUGGAAUCUAGAGAUACUAAACGCAGUCAUCACCGCGGAGGAUAUCCCCAGGGUUACAUCACUCCGGGUGAGCCGUACAGGACGAUAUGAUAGUUACUCCUGGGAUUUUACGAAGUCCGGAGUAUACUCGGUGCGAUCAGGCUACAAAAUAGCCCACGAGCUCCAUUCUGCGGCCAGCCCGAACGUGGUAACGGAGCCUAGUACAACAGAACUGAAGAAAGCAAUAUGGAAGCUCAAAGCCCCACGAAAACUUAAACACUUUCUAUGGCAAGUUAUAACAGGAUACCUAGCGAUGGCAAAGCAACUUAAAGAGAGACAUUGUGCCAAUGAAAGUAUAUGUGUUCGAUGCGGUGAUGAAAACGAAUCCAUCAAUCACACAAUGUUUGAGUGCCCACCGGCCCUACAAUGUUGGGCUCUAUCUGAUAUACCGUCUUCUCCGGGGCUGUUCCCGAGUAACUCUCUAUACUCAAACAUAGACUUCUUAUUAUUUCGUGCUAAAGAAACUGGAGUGAGGUCAGAGAAGAUCUUCAAAGACAAGGAUAUUACGCCGUUGGACUCACUGCAUCUCGCGGUUAAAGAAGCAGAGAGCUGGACACUAGCGCAUAGAAUAUCCGAAGACACGGAGGGUGAGAGGGAUGAACAACGAAGAGCAAGACACAGUACUAGUAUACAAGAGCUUCCCGCAGCUAGAUGGAGAUGUCAAACUGAUGCAUCUUGGAUAAACGAAAGAGACAGAGACGGGAUGGGCUUUGUACUACUGGAGGACGACAUACCGAUUCUAUUUGGAACACAUGGACUAAGUGUCGCCGUAUCCCCACUCCACGCCGAAGCCGAAGGGCUACUGUGGGCGAUGCAGGAAGUGAUGAGGCAUGGAACUAGAGCGGUACGUUUUGAAUCUGAUUGUGAACAACUAAUCAAGCUGAUAAGGGAUGACGAAGAUUGGCCGUCAAUGGCAUCUGAAUUAGACGAGAUCAAAGCUUUAUCGGCUGAGUUUAUUGAGUUCUCUAUAGCAUACAUUCCAAGAUCUGCGAACAUCCGUGCAGGCUCUCUAGCCAAAGGGGGAAGAUCACGCGUUUUCGGUUCACCGUUUGUUAACUGA